Cryphonectria parasitica EP155 is the source of this 1026-nucleotide messenger RNA. RefSeq lists its product as uncharacterized. Gene Ontology annotation, molecular function: oxidoreductase activity. The transcript is spliced from 4 exons. The coding region runs from base 1 to 1026 and encodes 341 amino acids. The record is from RefSeq and is a predicted model, not a curated record. NCBI's taxonomy places the organism in Eukaryota, Fungi, Ascomycota, Sordariomycetes, Diaporthales, Cryphonectriaceae.
AUGCAUUCACUUAUCACCAAUCUCCUGCUUGCCGCAGGAUCUGUCCAGGCAGUCUCCACCAACUCUACCGAAACAACAUUCUACUUCAACGGAACCUGCACGGCAGACAAUAUCCGCGUCCGCAAGGAAUGGCGUAACCUGACGCCAUCCGAGAAGGAGGCCUACCUCACUGCUGAGAAGUGCCUCUUCAAUCUCCCGGCCAACACUACCCUCGACGGCGUCACCAGCCGCUGGAGUGAUUUGCAGGCCGUGCACCGCACCCUCCAGAACAUGACCUCGUAUGGUGUAUAUGUUGCGGAUAUCGUUCACAAUGUUGGACAAUUCCUGCCCUGGCACCGGUACUACAUGCAUACGCACGAAACCCUCCUGCGCACCGAAUGCAACUAUACAGGCCCCAUGAGCUGGUGGAACGAGGAGGCGGACGCCAACGCAGGAGAUCUGUUCCGCUCCGAGAUGUGGUCUGCCGAGUCCUUUGGCGGCAACGGCACCGGUCCGGAUGCCUGUCUGGUCGACGGUGCCUUUGCCAAUACCACUAUGCACAUCGGACCUGGGCUGACGAACACCGAAUACUGUCUCGACCGCGCGUGGACAUCCGAUUAUAUUGAAUACAUGGGCACGGAGAAGCUGGAUACUUGCAGGAUUCACAAUGAUUACUUUUCUUUCUUCAACUGCAUGGUGGAUUUCAACACGAGCCCACACGUUGCUGGGCACAACUCCAGUGGAGGCAUUAUGUCGGACAUCUACUCCUCUGCCGGUGACCCGAUGUUCUUCAUGCACCACAACUACAUCGACCGCGUGUGGUGGAAGUGGCAGACGGCUAACGCAUCCUCGCGCCUGUCCGACAUGUCCGGCAAUGCCUGGAACUACACCUUCUUUGAGGAGAACGAUAUUACCCUGCCAGCUUCCGUGAACCUGAACACCACUCUCGACUACGUCCUCACCACUUUUGAUAUCUUGCCUGAUAUCAAGGUUGAGGAGGUUAUGAACGCGCAGGGAGGUUAUCUUUGCUAUGAGUAUGAUUACUAG